Molecule: messenger RNA, 855 nt
Organism: Penicillium vulpinum
Lineage: Eukaryota; Fungi; Ascomycota; Eurotiomycetes; Eurotiales; Aspergillaceae
Product: 5'/3'-nucleotidase SurE
Exons: 4
Coding region: 1-855 (284 amino acids)
Molecular function (GO): nucleotidase activity
Source: RefSeq, a predicted model, not a curated record
AUGCGAUUUCACGUUCUUGCAAUAUUCCCCCUGGCUGUUGGUGCGGUCAACAUCAUCUCCUCCAAUGAUGAUGGCUGGGCGGAAGCAGGGCAUUCAGUUGUGGUAUCUGCGCCCGCCGAGAAUCAAAGUGGCACGGGAUCAAAACAAAAAACGCCGACUACUUUGACCGACCCGUGCGAAUUUAAUAGCUGCCCAGCUGGCAGUCCGGCUGUGGGAUUUAAUGCCUCAGAUCCCCGACUGGGCUAUGUCAAUAGCUACCCCGUGACAUCGAUGAAAUACGGCAUCGAUUCGCGCGCCCCGCAAUUCUUCAGUGGACCUCCAGACUUGGCCGUCGCAGGUCCCAAUGUCGGCCGUAACAUUGGCCUCGCGGUUCACAUUUCAGGCACAGUGGGCGCCGCCACUUACGCUGCCCAUGCUGGGAUCCCUGCAAUCGCCUUCUCUGGUGGUACUGGCUCUCAGACUUCAUGGGAUAGCUCGCGACCUCACUACAGUGAUGUUUAUGCCGAUUUGGCAACUAAUUUGACCAAUCAGGUGGUUGCUACUGGCAAACCUUACCUACCAAACGAUGUCUGGCUGAAUGUCAAUUUCGGAAAAGUUUCUGACUCCAGAUGCACAAAUCCGGCCGAUUUCUCUUUCGUCCUCUCCCGCAUCAAUAUCGCAUUUCCAUUUAUUACUCCGAAUGAUGUGACCACGUGCGGCAGUUCGAGAUUGCCAACUGAACUCGAAAUAUCGCUAGCGUCUGGGUGUUAUGCAAGUGUCUCUGUUGGGAUGGCAGCAUCGAAGACCGAUGCCAACGCUACAAUGCAGGGGGCUGUUUUGAAGAAACUGAGCGAUUUGUUGACUUGUCUACCGUGA